ACCAAAACAAGCAAUCGUCUGUAUUUCUACCAUUUUCUUCUUCUGCCACACACCAGGCUCAAAAGCAUUUUCAGUUUCAUUUUUAGCGUGAGUGACAUAACAUGUUGGAUGUGUUUUGUGUAAAGGUGUAAGCUCUAUAAUGGAACUGCCUGAGGGGUUAGAUGAGGGUAUCCCUCCCUCCAUAAUAACUGCAUUUGGAGAACAUGACUGCAGGACCAAAGCUCAAAGGCCAGGACAGCAGACACAGGAGAGACCAGCUUCUCCUGUACCCAGCUGUGUGUCCAUGAAGAGCAACAUGUCAAUAGAGCCACCAAUUGGUUUGAAAGGACAUCAUUCUUCUGAAACAGAGUAUGUCAACAAGUUUAUCAUCUUAUCACCUGAAAGGAAGCAGCUGUACAGACCAGUCUCUCCUGUAUCCAGCUGUGUGUCCAUGAAGAGCAACAUGUCAAGAGAGCCACCUCUUGGUUUGAAAGGACAUCAUUCUUCUGAGACAGAUCCAGAACAGCUGCAAAGACCAGUCUCUCCUGUAUCCAGCUGUGUGUCCAUGAAGAGCAACAUGUCAAGAGAACAACCUCUUGGCUUGAAAGGACAUCAUUCUUCUGAAACAGAACUUCAACAGCAGACAUCAGAGAUCCAUAGUGGUCAAUCUGCCCUUGAGAGUCAAACAGACUCUGUAUUUAUGCUGCUUGAGGAGAGCAUUAUCACUUUUGUGAGGAAGGAGCUAAAGAGGAUGCAGAAGGUUCUUAGCUCAGAGUGUUUGGAUGAAGAGAUGAUGGAUGGUGAGGAGGAAGAGGACCUGAGGAACAGCAGAGAGGCAUUUCUAAAAAUCGCACUGCACUUCCUGAGGACAAUAAAGCAGGAGAAGCUGGCUGACCGUCUACAGAGCAAGACUCCUGCCAUGUGCCAGCGGAAACUCAAACGUGGUUUGCAGCAGAAGUUUCAGUGUCUGUUUGAGGGCAUCGCUAAAACAGGAAACCCAACACUUCUGAAACAGAUCUUCACAGAGCUCUACAUCACAGAGGGAGGGACUGCAGAGGUCAAUAAUGAACAUGAGGUCAGGCAGAUUGAAACAGCUUUCAGGAAACCAGCCAGACCAGAGACCACAAUCAUAUGCGAACACAUCUUUCAACCCUUGCCAGGAAGAGAUGAACCGAUCAGAACCGUGAUGACAAAGGGAGUGGCUGGCAUUGGGAAAACAGUCUUAACACAGAAGUUCACUCUGGACUGGGCUGAAGACAAAGCCAACCAGGACAUACACUUCACAUUUCCAUUCACUUUCCGAGAGUUGAAUCUGCUGAAAGGGAAAAAGUACAGCUUGGUGAAACUCAUUCAUCACUUCUUCGGUGAAACUAAAGAAGCAGGAAUCUGCAGGUUUGAAGAGUUCCAGGUUGUGUUCAUCUUUGACGGUCUGGAUGAGUGUCGACUUCCUCUGGACUUCCACAACAAUGAGGACCUGACUGAUGUUACAGAGUCCACCUCAGUGGAUGUGCUGCUGACAAACCUCAUCAGGGGGAAACUGCUUCCCUCUGCUCGCCUCUGGAUAACCACACGACCUGCAGCAGCCAAUCAGAUCCCUCCUGAGUGUGUCGGCAUGGUGACAGAGGUCAAAGGGUUCACUGACCCACAGAAGGAGGAGUACUUCAGGAAGAGAUUCAGAGAUGAGGAGCAGGCCAGCACCAUCAUCUCCCACAUCAAGACAUCACGAAGCCUCCACAUCAUGUGCCACAUCCCAGUCUUCUGCUGGAUCACUGCUACAGUUCUGGAGGAUGUGUUGAAAAGCAGAGAGAGAGGAGAGCUGCCCAAGACCCUGACUGAGAUGUACAUCCACUUCCUGUUGGUGCAAGCCAAAAUGUGGAACGACAAGUAUUACGUUGGAGCUGAGACAGAUCCACACUGGAAUCCAGGGAGCAGGAACAUGAUUUUGUCUCUGGGAAAACUGGCUUUUGAGCAGCUGCAGAAAGGAAACCUGAUCUUCUAUGAAUCAGACCUGACAGAGUGUGGCAUCGAUAUCACAGCAGCCUCAGUGUAUUCAGGAGUGUUCACACAGAUCUUCAAAGAGGAGAAAGGGCUGUACCAAGAGAAGGUGUUCUGCUUCGUCCAUCUGAGCAUUCAGGAGUUUCUGGCUGCUCUUUACGUCUUUCUGACUUUCACAGACUCUGGUAUCAAUCGCUUGUCCCAGUCGAAACCCUGGUGGUCCAAACUACUAAAAGACCAGCUUAAACUAUCAUAUCUCUUCCAAAGUGCUGUGAACAUGGCUUUACAGAGUCCAAAUGGUCACCUGGAUCUGUUCCUCCGCUUCCUCCUGGGUCUUUCACUGCAUACCAAUCAGACUCUCCUACGCGGCCUCACAACACAGAGAGGAAUUAGUUCACAGAGCAACCAGGAAACAGCCCAGUACAUCAAGAGUGUGAUCAGGACGAAUCUCUCUCCGGAGCGAAGUAUCAAUCUGUUCCACUGUCUGAAUGAACUGAAUGAUCGUUCUCUAGUGGAGGAAAUCCAACAGUACCUGAGAUCAGGAAGUCUCAGCACAGACAAGUUGUCUCCUGCUCAGUGGUCAGCUCUGGUCUUCAUCUUACUGUCAUCAGAGAAGGAGCUGGAUGUGUUUGACCUGAAGAAAUACUCAGCCACUGAGGAGGGUCUUCUGAGGCUGCUGCCAGUGGUCAAAGCCUCCAAUAAGUCUCUGCUGAGUGGUUGUAACCUGUCAGAGAAAAGCGGUGAAGGUCUGGCAUCUGUUCUGAGCUCUGGUAGUCUGAGAGACUUGGAUCUGUGUAACAACAACCUGCAGGACUCUGGAGUGAUGCUGCUCUCUGCUGGACUCAAGAAUCCACAGUGUCGACUGGAAACACUGAGGUUGAACCAAAACAAUCUAACAGAGAAUUGCUGUCAGGAGUUAGCAUCAGUUCUCAGCAGCAAGUCGUCCAGUUUGAGAGAGCUGGACAUGAGUUACAAUGACCUGCAGGACUCAGGGGUGAAGCUGCUUUCUGUCGGACUGGAGAGUCCACACUCUACAGUGAAAACACUCAGGCUGAGUGGCUGUAAUCUAUCAGAGAGAGGUGACGCUCUGGCCUCAGUCCUGAGCUCUGAGUCCUCUAGUCUGAGAGACCUGGACUUGAGUAACAACGAUCUGCAGGAUUCAGGGGUGAAGCUGUUCUCUGUUGGACUGGAGAGUCCACACUGUAGACUGGAAACUCUGAGGUUAAACAAAACAAGGCUCACUGAGAAAUGCUGCCAGGAGUUCUCAUCAGUUCUCAGCAGCAAGUCCUCUACUCUGAAAGUGUUGGACUUGAGUGACAAUGACCUGCAGGAUUCAGGAAUGAAACUGCUCUCUGUUGGAUUGGAUGAUCCAUAUUGCCCACUCCAAACGCUCAGGUUGAAUCAAACCAAUCUCACAGAGGUAUGCUGCCAGGAGAUCUCAUCAGUUCUCAGCUCUGAGUCUUCCACUCUGAAGGAGCUGGAUCUCGGUAACAAUGAUCUGCGGGAUUCAGGAGUGAAACUGCUGACUGUUGGACUGGGAAGUCAACACUGCUCGCUGGAAAAUAUCAGGCUCAGUGGCUGUAAGCUAUCAGAAAGAAGCUGCGAAGAUCUGGCCUCAGUUCUCAGCCGCCAGUCUUCAAGUCUGAGAGAGCUCGAUCUGAGUAACAACAACCUGCAGGACCCAGGAGUGAAGCAGCUCUCUGUUGGACUGAAGAGUUCACACUGCACACUGGAAACUCUCAGAUUGAGUCAAACUACACUCACAGAGAAAUGCUGUCAGGAGUUCUCAUCAGUUCUCAGCUCCAAGUCUUCUACCCUCAGAGAGAUGGACCUGAGUAACAAUGACCUGCAGGACUCAGGAGUGAAGAUGCUCUCUGCUGGACUUCGGAGUCAAAACUGUGGACUUGAGACAUUCAGGUUGUCAGGCUGUCUGAUCACAGAGGAAGGAUGUGCUUCUCUGGCUCCAGCUCUGAGCUCCAACCCCUCCCAUCUGAGAGAGCUGGACCUGAGCUACAAUCACCCAGGAGACUCGAGUAUAAAUCUACUCUCUUCUGCACUAGAAGAUCAACGCUGGAGACUGGAAUCACUCAGUGUGGAUCAUGGUGGCGUGCAAUGGCUGAAAUCUGGUCUGAGGAAGUAUUCGUGCGAACUCACAUUGGACCCAAACACAACACACAAAAACGUCGUCCUGUCUGACAACAACAGAAAGGUGAUGCUGUCGGCAGAGAAGCAGCCAUAUCCCGAACACCCCGACAGAUUCGACUGGUGCUAUCAGGUGCUGUGCACAACAGGUCUGAGUGGUCGCUGUUACUGGGAGGUGGACUGGGAAACGGGGGUCGACAUUGGAGUGACUUACAGAGGACUCAGAAGGAGAGGGGCUAGAGAUGGCAGCAGGCUUGGGUGGAAUGAGAAGUCAUGGAGUCUAGAGCUCACUGAUAAAUGUUACUAUGCCUGGCACAAUAACAUAAGAACAGCUCUUCUCACGCCUCCUUCCUCUUCCUCUAACAGAGUUGGAGUGUAUCUGGACUGGCCUGCUGGCUCUCUGUCCUACUACAGUGUCUCAUCUGAUUCACUGAGCCACCUGUACACCUUCCACUGCCCCUUCACUGAACCCCUCUACCCUGGUUUUGGGUUUUUGUCACUUGAUUCAUCAGUGUCUUUGUGUUAGGACAUGCCAACAUAUGCAUGCUCACAAUGACAAUGCUAACAUGCUGAUGCUAAGUUGGUAUAAUGGGGGCAGCUAAGAUAUUUCAGUCUGGACCAAAGUGAAAAACAGACAUUGCAAUCCCCACAGAGACUUCCCAAAAACAGCUUAGCUUUAGCUGAAUGACAAUGUGUUUUUGACAUUAUCUAAAAACCGCACCUUUGUGUAAUAAUUAAUACUUGUAUAUAUCUGUAUAUUAUAUAAAGAAAUACUAUCAAAUAUUUCCUAAAUGGGUGGCACGUUAUCUUACAGGGCUUUGCAGCUUAAUGUGUCACAUGUACAGUUUGUUUU
Molecule: messenger RNA, 4969 nt
Organism: Scomber scombrus (Atlantic mackerel)
Lineage: Eukaryota; Metazoa; Chordata; Actinopteri; Scombriformes; Scombridae
Product: NACHT, LRR and PYD domains-containing protein 12-like
Exons: 17
Coding region: 140-4642 (1500 amino acids)
Molecular function (GO): protein binding
Source: RefSeq, a predicted model, not a curated record